AUGCCCGUGCAACCCGUUGUCUUGGCGUCCCGACGGACAAUUUUGUUGGGUUCUCUUUCGCGGUACGAGAAGUUUUUGGAGGAUUUCGUUCCUGAACGGGAUCAAGCAGAGGUGGAAAUACGUGUAAAAAGGUUCGAGAGGCUAUGCCUUGAUCUAGAAAGUGUUCAGCAAGGUUUAGAAGAUUCUGCUGCCAAUGCAGAAGAAAUAGCGCAAAAUGCUGCUCUAAGGGAGAAUUGCGAGGAUAGGCUGAUCUACGUACAAUCGCAGUUACAGAUUAAGUUACCAUCAGUUCCGAUCCCUCAAACGAGCACCGGAUUGAAUCCGUUAAAGGGCAUCAAACUACCCACUAUUGCACUGCCCGAAUUCACGGGAGAUUAUAUGCAAUGGUUGACAUUCCGCGAUACCUUUGAGUGCCUGAUACACGCAAACUUAAAUUUGCCGGCAAUACAAAAGUUCCAUUAUUUGCGCGCCGCGGUUAAAGGUGAAGCGGCUCAAGUGAUAGAAUCUAUCACCAUAAGUGCAGCUAAUUAUGAGUUAGCAUGGAACACGCUAACCGAGCGAUACUCAAACGAGUAUUUGCUGCGAAAACGCCAUUUGCAAGCAAUGUUUGCCAUUCCUGCUGCCCAGAAGGAAAGCGUUUUAACACUGCACCAUCUUGUGGACGAAUUUUUAGCGGCAUAA
Messenger RNA from Anopheles maculipalpis, 681 nucleotides. RefSeq lists its product as uncharacterized. The record is from RefSeq and is a predicted model, not a curated record. Bases 1 to 681 code for a protein of 226 amino acids. The transcript has a single exon. NCBI's taxonomy places the organism in Eukaryota, Metazoa, Arthropoda, Insecta, Diptera, Culicidae.